GACAACUCUUAAACUCAUUGUCUCCAGACAUUAAUAAAUUAUAAAGAUAACAUUGACUUUUAAUGAGCACUCUCACCUGGAUCUGUGCAAGUUCCAUCUUGCAUAUGAACAUAACUUUUGGAGUAAUUUGGCCUCAUCGGUUUUGUUUUCAGGUCUUGAACAAAGCUCUACUGUUGAAAUACAGAGAUUGAAUCCCAAAGCUUUUUAAUGGCAGAUUAUUCCCAAAACUCAAAAUGGAAGUAUCAUGUUUUCUUGAGUUUUAGGGGAGUUGACACCCGCUUAGCGUUCACCGAUCACUUAUAUGCAGCUUUGGUACGCAAAAGCAUAAUAACUUUCAGAGAUGAUGAAGAAUUACCCAGGGGUGAAGUCAUCUCAGAAAAACUUGGGCACGCAAUUGAGCAGUCUCUUUCAGCAAUUGUCAUAAUCUCCAAAAACUAUGCUUCUUCAGCUUGGUGUUUGGAUGAGUUACUCAAGAUUCUUCAGUCCAAACAUUUGUUGGGACAACAAGUAUUUCCAAUCUUCUAUGGUGUGCAUCCCUCUGAUGUACGGAACCAGAGAGGAAGUAUUGCAGAAGCUUUUUGGAAACAUGAAGAAAAAUAUAAUGAAAACAAAGAGAAGGUGCAAAACUGGAGAGAUGCAUUAAGAGAAGUUGCCAACUUGUCAGGGUGGGAAUCUAAGGAUCAACAUGAAACAGAACUCAUUGAAGAAGUUGUUUCACAGGUGUGGAAAAAACUAGAACUCAAAUUCCCAGCAUAUAAUGAUGGACUGGUUGCAAUUGACACAAGAUUACAAGAUUUAUUUUCAACGCUGAAGCUAGGAUUGGAGGAUGUGCGUUUCAUAGGGAUAUGGGGCAUGGGUGGUAUAGGUAAAACAACUCUUGCCACAGCUCUCUUCAAGAAAAUUAGAAGCCAUUUUGAUGUUAGUUGCUUUAUUGCCAAUGUUAGAGAGGCCUCUGGGGAAAGAAACCAAGGUCUGCUACAGUUACAAAAUAAAAUUCUUUCUAAACUAGACAUAAAAGGAAUGGUAAUCGAUACUUUAAGCGAAGGAAAGGACAGCUUGAGAAACCUCUUAUCCAACAAAAAAGUUCUACUUGUUCUUGAUGAUGUAAGUUCUAAAAUCCACCUUGAGAAUUUGGCUGGAAACCAAGAAUGGUUUGGUCAAGGGAGUAGAAUUAUCGUCACAACUAGGGAUAAGCACCUGCUAAUAUCACAUGUAGUGUUGUUUGAAAUGUAUGAGAGUAAAAUCUUAAAUAGAAGUGAAUCCCUUCAACUUUUUUGUGAGAAGGCAUUUAAAGAAAACAAACCUAAAGAGGAUUAUUUGAAGUUGUCUCAAAGUGUAGUUGAAUAUGCUGGAGGCCUUCCCUUGGCUCUUGAAGUGUUGGGUUCUUUUCUUUGUGGAAGAAGUUUAUGUGAUUGGAAAGAUGCAUUGAUCAAGAUUAAGAAAGUUCCACAUGAUGAUAUCCUGGACAAACUAAGAAUAAGUUAUGACAUGUUAGAAGAUGAGCACAAGACCAUAUUCCUUGAUAUUGCCUGUUUUUUUAAGGGAUGGUACAAACAUAAAGUGAUACAAAUAUUGGAAAGUUGUGGCCUUCAUCCAACAGUUGGAAUAAAUGUUCUUAUUGAAAAAUCACUAUUAACUUUCGAUGGAAGAGUUAUUGGAAUGCAUGACAUGCUUGAAGAAAUGGGUAAAACCAUAGUUUUUCAAGAAUCUCCUAAUGAUCCUGGUAGGCGGACUAGAUUAUGGUCACUAGAUGAUAUUGAUCAAGUGCUGAGAAAAAAUAAGGGAACUGAAAUUGUCCAAGGUAUAGUUUUGAACUCAUCACCAUCUAAGCCAUACAAAGCACAUUGGGACCCUGAGGCCUUCUCAAGGAUGUGCAAUAUGAGAUUUCUCAUUGUAUUAUGUGACAUGCAUCUUCCUCUUGGUCUGAAAUGUCUUCCUAGCUCACUGAAAGUUCUUGUAUGGUGGGCAUAUCCGUUGAAUGCUCUACCACUUGAAGUUCAGCUAGAUGAGCUUGUGCACAUGCAAAUGAUCAAUAGUAAAAUUAGACAACUAUGGAAUGGAACUCAGUGUUUUGGAAAGCUGAAAGUAAUUGAUUUGAGUAAUUCCAAGUAUCUACGUCAAACUCCGAAUAUCUCAGGAGUUCCGUGUCUUGAAGAGUUGUAUCUUAAUGAUUGUACAACACUUGUUGAAGUUCACCAAUCUAUUGGACAACACAAAAAGCUCAUGAUAUUGCAUAUGAUGGGAUGUAUAAAUCUCAAAACCUUUCCAAACAAAUUGGAAAUGUGUUCACUGAAAACUUUCUAUCUUUCUAAUUGCCUAACAGUUCAAAGACUUCCUGAUUUUGGGGAAAACAUGACAUCAGUUUCAGUGCUUAAUUUAAUGAAUUGCAAAAAUCUUUUAGGCCUUCCGAACAGCAUUAGUAACCUGAAGUCUCUCAGAGUUCUCAAUAUAUCUGGAUGCUCAAAGGUUUUACACCUGCCAGAUAAUUUAAAUCAGAACAAGGCUCUGGAGGAUCUUGACUUGAGUAGAACUGCUAUUACAAAAUUAGAUCCAUUCCUACUUCAGUUAGGGAAUCUCAAAAGGUUAUCUUGCAGUGAGUGUUGUUGGUCAUUAGCCAACCCCAUCAGGUCCACAGCCUUAACACUGCCUCCUUCUAUGUCAGGUUUUUCUGCAUUAGCUACUUUGGAUUUAAGUUAUUGCAAUCUCACUGAUUAUUCAAUUCCUCCUGAUAUCGAUUGCCUAUCAUCAUUGGAGAGACUAAUCCUAAGUGGGAACAAUUUUACACGCCUGCCUCACAACAUUGCUAAUCUUCCAAAGCUUUGUCUUCUUGAAUUGGAAAAUUGCCCACAGCUUCAGUCCUUACCGGUGCUUCCACCAAAUAAACGCUUAUAUGUAGAUUCAGAUACAGUGGAGGUUAAUUUGUUGGAUCAAGAAAAGAUAUGGAAGUUGUUUAAAUUAAGUGACCAAGUGCUCUCGCAGUCACCUGUAUCUCAAAUGCUUUAUUGUCACCCCCGCACUCCUGUGUACAUUAAAAUCCCACCGCGAUCUGAUGCUGAGAAUUUUUUUCCCGUGGACUCAUCAUUUGUGUCAAAACUUGAUUCAUUUGCAUCAGUGACAGUUGGCAUCCCAGAAGAUUGUUAUUCAAGUGAUUGGUGGGGAGUUGCUGUUUUGGUGGCGUUAGAUGCUGAAACUCCAGAUGAAGAUUCUAUGGCCAAAUACAUGCACUUGUAUUGGAGCUUUGACACUAUGGAUCCUGAAGAUGGACCCUCGCUAUCUCUGGCCUCAAGUUCAGAAGCAAAUAAUGACCUGUACCUGUUCACAAUGGUAGUGAGUGAUCACUUUAUAUACAUUAGAGAACACCUAAGGACAGAUCCAAAGUGGGCUCGGAAGUUCUUCAGCAAGCAUCGAAAGCCAGAGUUGAAGGAAAAGAGUUUGGUGCGUUUUGAAGUGGAUGUCGGAGGGUGCAAGAUAAGCAAGUGUGGGUGGCGCGUGUUGCGUAAGGAAGAUUGUCUUGAAGACUUUGAAAAAUUCUACAGCGGCCAACAUGGUAGGACGGGUGAAUUCAAGGGAAAGGAUGUUACUUCUCUGGAGGAGCAAACCACUGAAAGAUCCAAUGAUAACAACUCGAUGGUAAGCAGCGGCCAAUAUGUUGAGACUUGUUCUGAUUCUGAGCAUUCCGGUGGUCUGAGCAAACCAACUACGGAUGAAUUCAAGGGAGAGGAUGUUACUGCUUCCGAUAAGCGUAACAUUGAAAGAUCCAAUCUUACAUUGAAAGGGAAAUUGUUUCAGAGUAUUAGACAAGGACUUGGUUUAAGCAUUUUAGCUUUGAUGGCAACGAUGGUAGGGACUACAGUAUUCCUUUUGCCUAGGCAGGGUUUGGGAUUUAAACAGCACAUCGCAACAAAUGAGGACACUGCUAAACUAUCAAAAUCACAUUUGAUUUCCCAUGGAACUGCACUUCAGGUCAAUACACCACAAUUGCGGCAAAAUCAUAAAAAAAAUUCAAGCACACGAUUUUCUCUUUCAGUACUGCAUCCACCAAGAACACUAGGUUUUUCUCAGAAUCACUAUCCUUACUUUACUAGACGAGGGGCAUUAUGCCCUUUAUAGUUUUAUUCUUUUUCAAUAGUUACUUUUAGAUGAAAUUCUUUUUCAAUUGUUAAUAGAAUUUUAUUGUAAUAGAAUUUUAUACCGAAGCUCAUGUCAAUUUAAAAAAAAAAUCUAAUUAUCUGUUUUAUAUAUAGGGAUUCAAUUUA
This is a messenger RNA of Lotus japonicus, 4256 nucleotides long. Its product is annotated as TMV resistance protein N-like. Lineage: Eukaryota; Viridiplantae; Streptophyta; Magnoliopsida; Fabales; Fabaceae. Gene Ontology annotation, molecular function: ADP binding; ATP hydrolysis activity; protein binding. The coding region runs from base 208 to 4110 and encodes 1300 amino acids. Gene Ontology annotation, biological process: defense response; signal transduction. The transcript is spliced from 7 exons. The record is from RefSeq and is a predicted model, not a curated record.